AUGGCGAACAACAAUAGACGUCGAAUAAGUUUUGUUGAUUUUUCUCAUCCCCAAGUAUGGCAUAAAUUAAUUGAAUAUGCUGAAGUGACUAUAGCCUUUACUAAACUAAUUACUGAUUUCACAAAUCAAUGGGCUAAAAUAUGUUUUUUGGCGUCAUCUCAAUUGCAUCAACUUGCAGCUGAAUUUCGUAGAAAAACCGAAAGUGAAAUUCGAGACAAAUGUCACCUGGGUGGUAUGAUGUACGAUUUAUGGGAAUCGUUACUACUUGAAUCUGAACUGGAAUCACAGUCUUUGAAAAAAAUGGCAUGUUUAAUGGAAAAAGAAAUAUGUACACCGUUGACAAGUUUUGUAACAAAUAAAAGUGUUGAAUUAACUAUCAAUAAACAACAUCGUCGGGAUCUGAAUGAUAUUUUAGAGCGAAGUCAUGAAAUUGUUCAAGAAUUACAAGAAGAAUAUUCGAAAACAUACAAUGACUCGGGCGUUACACCCGAGUUUCAUCGGGCUCAUAAUCAAUAUCUGAUUGAAUUAGUUGGCGUUAAUAGUCUUCUAUCAAAAUAUCAAUAUCAUAUUUUACCACAACUCCUUCAAGGAAUGGAACAAUCACAAAUUAAUGUUAUUGAUACUGUUUGUCAAAAUUUACAAUUAAUCGCUUCUCUCAUAGAGAAUCAUCAUGAACAACGUCAUCGUAGUUUUGCAUCAUUUGUCGUAACAAGUACAACAACAGAUCCAAACGAAGAAUUAGAAAAUUAUAUUUGCUCAAUAAAGGAGUCAAGUGGUGAUUCAUCGGCAACACCAGCUCAAGUUGAAUUCGAAACAUUUCGCCCGCCGUCAAAUAAAAUGACAACGUACAGUGCUCGUGUACAACAAACAUCAGCAAUUCAUUCGGAACAAUUAAUAGUUUACGCAGCGCCAGUUAUUCAAUCGCAAGUUUCGUCACGUUGCAAAGAAACUGUGGAACGUUUAAAAGAAAUAAAAAAAGAGAAAUCAACGUUAUUAACUCAAGUUAAUAAAACACCAUCAAAACAAUAUCUACAACAAGAUGCUCAACAACAGUCAGGCAAAGUCAUUCUUAACCAACUGCAAAGUUAUAUGAAAAAGAAACAUUUGCUACGUUUAAUUGAACUUGAAGAAUCUGUUUUAAUAGCUCAGCAAGAAUUACUUAAAUCUCAUCGACACUCGAUGAGUAGCAUUGGCGAAAGUGAUCCAGAAGCGCAAAAGCGCAGUCUAAAAAGUAUGAAAGGAGUUUGGCGUGAUACAUGUCGAGCAUUAAAAAAGUCCACAACGUCUUCAAGCGGUUCUGGUGCUGAUGCAGGUCGUUUAGUAAGUUAUGAAAAGCUUCGUCGUAGAAUGAUCAUAUAA
This is a messenger RNA of Rotaria socialis, 1359 nucleotides long. The record is from the annotation of a GenBank genome assembly. Lineage: Eukaryota; Metazoa; Rotifera; Eurotatoria; Philodinida; Philodinidae.